Aureobasidium namibiae CBS 147.97 is the source of this 1107-nucleotide messenger RNA. Its product is annotated as Aldo/keto reductase. The coding region runs from base 1 to 1107 and encodes 368 amino acids. Gene Ontology annotation, cellular component: cytoplasm. The transcript has 2 exons. The record is from RefSeq and is a predicted model, not a curated record. Lineage: Eukaryota; Fungi; Ascomycota; Dothideomycetes; Dothideales; Saccotheciaceae.
AUGCAACACGUACUUCAAACCGCAUUGAGCUCUGGCUUCUCAGCCACCGAGGGCUUUCACUCGGAUACGCCUAAUAAGGUCGACCCCUCGUUCGAUGGCAUGGCUGCAGUUCUACCCCAGUCAUUUGUCCCCAAAACCUCGACACGCAUCACAUUGAAGGGUAAGAAAGAUGAUGUUCAGAUUCCAUGGAUGUCUAUCGGAGCCUGGGCAUGGGGAGACAAGGCGACAUGGCACUGGGACCCAAAAGAGCGCGAAGGCCUGAACGAGGCCUGGAAGUACCUCGUUGACAACGAUCUUACCUACAUUGAUACGGCUCAAGCUUACGGCUCUGGCGAGAGUGAGAGGAUCUGUGGUGAGCUUGUCAGGGACAUGCCUCGCGACCGCUUUGUCAUGCAAACCAAAUACUACGUUGUCCCCGACAACUUCAAGAACAUAUUCACGCCGGCAUCUGCACCAUACAAAAUGCUCAAGGAGUCACUGGAGCGCAUGAAGUUGGACUUCAUCGAUGUCUACAUGGUACAUGGACACAUUCACGCUGGCAGCAUCAAGCAGGUUGCCAAGUCGCUGGCUCAAUGCGUGGACGAGGGACUUUGCAAGGUGAUUGCUGUCGCCAACUACAACCAAGAAGACAUGUUGGAGAUGAAGCAAGAGCUGGCACAGUACGAUGUGCCUCUCGAGAUGAACCAGUGCGAGUUCCAUGUGAUGCGUCGUCUUCCGGAAACCGAGGGCAUGCUAAAAACGUGCCGCGAGAACGGCAUUCAAUUCCAGUCAUACUCGUCACUGGCACAAGGACGCUUGACCGGCAAGUGGACACCCGAAAAGGAGCCACCAAAGACAUACCGCUUCAGCUCGUACCCCAUCAAGGAUAUCCAAGACACGCUCGACGUUGUUAAGACGAUUGCAGAGAAGCGGGGUGUCAGCAUGGCUGCUGUUGCGCUCAACUACAACAUCAGCAAAGGCGUCAACCCAGUGGUUGGCAUCAGGAACCUCGAGCAGGCCAAGAGCAAUAUCCAAGCAUUCGGGUGGAGACUGACAGACGAAGAUAUACAAGAGAUGGACAGUGUUAGUAUUGAGGGCAAGCACACCAAGCUCUGGCAGCAGGGUUAG